UCCCGAGCCCCGCCCGGUGCGCGCCCACCCCCGCGGCGCCGCCGCAGCCCCCGCGCCCAUAUAGGCUGCCCCGCCGCGGUCGCCGCGCCGCUGCCUCCUCCUCCAGGCAUGGCACAGGGCUCUACCUCACUAUGGCAGCAGCAGCGCGGCACAGCACCCUGGACUUCAUGCUCGGCGCCACAGCUGAUUGCAAUGCCGUUCUUAAAGCUCUACAGCCCGUUUUUCAGGAGCAGGGAAUGACAGAAACAGUUCAUAACUGGGAAGAUCAUGGUUAUUUAGCAACCUACAUCCAAAAAAAUGGCAGUUUUGCCAAUUUGAGAAUUUACCCUCAUGGAUUAGUGUUGGUGGAUCUGCAGAGCUACAAUGAUCAAACAAAAGGAAGAGAGGAAACCGAUCGGCUUCUAGACAAAGUAGAAGAAAGAAUGAAAGAAUUAUUUCAUGGCAACAUAAAAAGGGUAAAACGAUUGCCAGCCAUUUUGAGAGGAGGCGCCAUUGAUAGGUAUUGGCCCACAGCUGAUGGACGCUUGGUGGAGUAUGACAUAGAUGAAGUUGUUUAUGAUGAAGAUUCACCUUUUCAGAAUAUUAAAAUUCUACAUUCAAAACAGUUUGGGAAUAUUCUUAUCCUCAGUGGGGAUGUUAAUCUGGCAGAGAGUGACCUGGCAUAUACCCAAGCCAUAAUGGGCAGUGGAAAGGAAAACUAUUCUGGCAAAGAAGUGCUAAUCCUAGGAGGUGGUGAUGGGGGUAUACUAUAUGAGAUAGUCAAACUGAAGCCAAAGAUGGUUACUAUGGUAGAGAUUGACCAAAUGGUGAUUGACGGGUGUAAAAAAUACAUGCGUAAAACAUGCGGAGAUGUCUUAGACAAUCUGAAAGGAGAGUGCUAUCAGGUUCUAAUUGAAGACUGUAUUCCCGUACUGAAGAGGUAUGCCAAAGAAGGAAGGAUGUUUGAUUAUGUAAUUAAUGAUCUGACAGCUGUUCCAAUCUCCACAUCUCCAGAAGAAGAUUCCACGUGGGAAUUUUUGCGGUUGAUUCUUGACCUCUCAAUGAAGGUCCUGAAGCAAGAUGGAAAAUAUUUCACACAGGGAAACUGUAUCAAUCUGACCGAUGCCUUGACUCUUUAUGAAGAACAGCUUAGCAGGCUUUAUUGUCCUGUGGAGUUUUCAAAAGAGAUCGUGUGCGUUCCCUCCUACAUGGAAUUGUGGGUAUUCUACACUAUUUGGAAGAAAUAAACUGAAGUCUGAACAUCAAGAUUAUUCAAGAUUAUCCUAAAUGUACAUGCUGCAUGGAGCAUAUAGGCCUGCCACGUGCUGCAUAUUGGCAUCUUGAACCUUUAAAUUAUAUGCUGUAGAUGAUCCUGAAACUUAGUCAUGCUAUUGAUCGUGAAUUCUUUAAAUGUUUUUAUUAUUAUUUUAAUUUAAAAGCAAAUGGAAAAUGUAUAUUUUGAUGAGCUAGGGUGUUAUUUUUGAAAGUCAACUUAAAGAUGAGUAAGCAGCAAAACUAUAUAGCUGCUGAAUGCACUGAACCUUUAGAAUGUGAUCCUUUUUAGUUUUUGUAGAUCUUCACAAACUGAUUAAAAAAGACAUCUUGAGCAUUUCA
Messenger RNA from Cygnus olor (mute swan), 1593 nucleotides. It is a transcript of the gene SMS, whose product is annotated as spermine synthase. NCBI's taxonomy places the organism in Eukaryota, Metazoa, Chordata, Aves, Anseriformes, Anatidae. The record is from RefSeq and is a predicted model, not a curated record. Bases 132 to 1226 code for a protein of 364 amino acids. The transcript is spliced from 11 exons. Gene Ontology annotation, molecular function: spermine synthase activity. Gene Ontology annotation, biological process: spermine biosynthetic process.